GAGACGAAUUUACUCGUCCCUAAACUGCCGAGAGGGACAGAACGCGCACAAAAGGGGGGGCUAAGUGUUUUUGGGAACCGCAAGUUAUAACGACACAAAAAGCAAAAUACAAUAACAAUAAUAAAGAAACGAGAACGUUUCCGAGAAAUAAUAAAAUAAAAAAUACGAAAAUACGAAAAUAAUUCCCAAUUUCUUCAAAAGUCCCUUUCACGUGUUCCUUUGACAGAGAGAGAGAGAUUUAUUUCCCCAAUAAGAAGAAAAACAAGGGGAAAAAAGAAAUUUCCUUCUUUGAUAUUGAAUUUUUUCGAUUCGACGGGAGAAAAAAAAUACCGGUAUUCGUGGAAAAUGUAAUUUUCAAUUGUAAAAAGGGCGUUCGUUCUACGCAGUGGUGAUUUUUUGAGCUCAUGGCUUGAAAGAAAGAAGAUAACGCAAGAAGGUUGUUUUUUUAAGUGCCAAGUUUAUCGCUAACAGCCAGGAUGCACGCGGUGGGAUUGCAUUCGGCCUUGGCCAUCAAGCGUCAACGAAAGCGUCGGGACGAGCAGCGUCGCGCUCGAGAACGUCGUUUCAGCAUUCAAUCAGGCGAAAGUGGUUUAACAUCCCCAAGAGCGUCAACCGGCUCCUUGGAUCAUCCACCAAGACAUCAUAAAGCCGCCAAUUCUCAUCGUGCCGCCGGACAAAGUAUGGUCGACUCAAAAGUCGUCACAUCAAUUGGAAUGCUUCACAUUGGCGUCGUAUUCGUCGUACUCGGAGCAUUCCUCCUCGCCAGUGGACUAGUACCCAGCGAUUUCUCAUCCUGGGGCACAAAGACGACCGGCAACUGGUGGAAUGAACUUGUCAUUACCGGUCUCUUUGCCGUCUUCAUUGGCAUAUUCCUCAUUAUUCUAAAUCGCGUCAUUGCCCGACGCGAGGAAUCCGAUCUCGAGGAAUACGUCCAACGACAAUUGACCAGAUCCAGAUCAGGUCAUCGUCUCGAGAGAGACGUCGAAACCGGUGGCCUCACCACUCGGCACGCACGUCGCGCCAAACAAAUGCGAAACACCACAUCGUCCGGUUCCAUUCAAACCCCAGACGACGACAAGAGUUCCAUAUCAUUGCCCAGGAGUCCACCGCCAGCAUAUUCACCAACAUCACCCUCAGUAUCAAACGGUGACCAUCAAAUACCAAUUCAAUCGAAUUUAUUUCUCGAACAAAUCACCGAGGAGGAGGCGAUCAGCGAUCGUUUCGAGACGUCGACAACAAACAGUAUCAGUCCUGGUUCUCCCAGCGAAACAAGGGAGCUCAUUCAGGCGAAUUCAAAACACUGCAGGCAGAAUGGCACUCACAAUCCGCAGCGUCAGUCUACCGAACGCCUCCCACUCUAUGUUCACGUCUCUCGAAUUUAAAUCGAAGUCCGUUUUUUGAUGUAUAGCUCUACAACGAAUGUCUUCAAAAAAAGUGUAUUUCAGCGCUGUACUUUAGAAAAUUAAAUUAAAUCCCUUGCAGCAAGAACUAGACGCUGCUACCACUAGUAGUGGUCCGGUCAUCCUCUGGUUCUUCCUGGUUACAAAAUUCUAUACAAAAGAUAGUGUACAAUUAAAUACACAACUAUGUUAUACAUUUCUCUCUCUAUCUCUCUCUCUCUCUCUCGAUGCUGCAUUAUCACUAAAAAAUAUGUAUUACCUAAGACAAGAAUAAGUCGAAUCUUAAUGUCGCAACAAAAAAUAUCGAGAGGCAAAACUGCCAUAAUGUUUACUAAAAAAAUAACUUUUGUCUAAGCUCUGUAUAUUCAGAAAAAAAAAUAUGGAUAUGUCUCAUCACUAUUGUGAUAAAUAGAGAUAUGAAAAAUUACGAGAAUUAUAUAUCGCAGAGAGACGAUUUUGUUUCCCGAGUUUGACAAUGAAAGGAUUUCGAGUUUGAUCGUAAAAGGCUGAAUAUUUCGUCCAAUUAGGGGCUUUUGGGAUUAAGGUUAUUGAGGGCGAUGAAUAGGGUAUUAUAAGUGAUAAAAGAUUAUAGACUUUUAUUCCGUUUUAAGAACAGUAAAAGAAGUUUUUUAUGAAUAGGCUCUUGAUUCCUUUUUUUUCUUUUAGCAAACAAUACCGGAGAAAAUUCAAUUAAUUUUUGAUCGAGCAUUUUUAUUUCGUCGUUGGGUGCAUGAAAAAAAAGUUCUGGAAUUGUAUUCUAGAGACUAUUAGUCAUUGCUACCAUUU
Messenger RNA from Leptopilina heterotoma, 2186 nucleotides. RefSeq lists its product as uncharacterized. The transcript has 2 exons. Lineage: Eukaryota; Metazoa; Arthropoda; Insecta; Hymenoptera; Figitidae. The record is from RefSeq and is a predicted model, not a curated record. Bases 477 to 1382 code for a protein of 301 amino acids.